AACAAGGCAUGCCUCCCUCGCCUCCCUGAGAGUUUCCUGCAGCAGGUGUCUCAGCCACCGCCUUCUCUCCGUCCAUUGUUCUCUUGCAGCGUCAGGCUCUGUGUGCAGUCUCUCAAACGGCAAUUCCCAGCCAUGAAGUCUCUUCUCAUCGUGGUGGUUCUUCUGUCCUCUUGGGAUGCCGCCCUCGCAGGUUUCAAUCUAAUAUCACCAGAAUGGCGCAAGAAAUGCUCUGAGAAUGGUGUCUGCAGAUUUGAGUGCUAUGGAAGUGAAAUGCUGGUCGACUACUGUAUGUCACGUCUAGAAUGCUGUGUCAGAGGAAACCCCGUACCCUGACAUGAGAAGCCAGUCAAUGCCUGCUGCCUUGAAAGCCUUUGACACUGACAUCUUUCAGAAAGCCAGAUGCUAUAGUCAAACUACAAUAUUGUGACGCGCCCCAGUGAAGAAUACUUAGUAUUUUUUCAUGAGCCGUUAAAAUCUCAUGAUCUCAGAUUUGAAGAGUAAAAUGAAACCUUCUCAUAAAGAGUGAGGCUUCUCAUGAAAACCA
This is a messenger RNA of Ochotona princeps (American pika), 544 nucleotides long. RefSeq names its product defensin beta 134 (gene DEFB134). NCBI's taxonomy places the organism in Eukaryota, Metazoa, Chordata, Mammalia, Lagomorpha, Ochotonidae. The record is from RefSeq and is a predicted model, not a curated record. The transcript is spliced from 2 exons. Bases 133 to 333 code for a protein of 66 amino acids.